Messenger RNA from Jaminaea rosea, 3483 nucleotides. RefSeq lists its product as hypothetical. Gene Ontology annotation, molecular function: ATP binding; protein kinase activity. The record is from RefSeq and is a predicted model, not a curated record. Gene Ontology annotation, biological process: protein phosphorylation. The transcript has a single exon. Lineage: Eukaryota; Fungi; Basidiomycota; Exobasidiomycetes; Microstromatales. Bases 260 to 3208 code for a protein of 982 amino acids.
GCCAUUGCAGUCGUUGGUUGCUGCACUCCGCUCUCACUCUGUCUCCGUCGUCUUGCCGCCGCCUCCUCCGCUUGACUUUCCUACAUCGCCGAGGAUCGCUCGAUUCGCUCGGAUCUCGUCUCUCCAUUUGCUGUCACAUCCUAUCAUUUCACCGCCUCCAUCAACGCCAUCAUCAAUAUUGAAUCUGCGCUCUGAGCAGUAGCAGGUGGCGCUUAAUCUCAUCUUAGUGUGGCAGGCAGGGGUCUCGUAUCAUCGCAGCAUGACGCCGUCCGGCGAGGAGGCGACAUCGCCCUCCGCUUCACGGUCCAAGGCCAAUGAUACUCCACGAGCAGGCACCGUCGAUCUGCCUUCCUCCUUGUCGAGGUCUGCCAAGAGCACGUCGCCAUCAUCACUGCCAAGAGGAGGCGUCCAAUCAGACGCUAGAGCCAUGACAGCUCACCAGCAUCAAUAUCAAGAGGGCAGCAGCAGCAACGAUAACGAUACCGACUCGCCCUCUUCAGCUACAUCGCCUCGUCCCCUCUUCCAUCGCCUCAGCACUCUGCCCGAUCAGCAUGUCCUCAACUCCGCUCACACCAAGAAUCGCCCCAUGAAUCAAUGGACCAUCCCUAAGCAAGCCAAGGGUACUCGAGCAGCCACUCUCUUCCUCGGAAAGGACUACGAGCGAUGGCAGGUGUAUGAACGCGAGAGUAUGGGAGGAGGACUGAAGCUUGCCUGGAGCAAGAGGCCCGGUAGCUCGUCAGAUAUCCAUUACUCCACUUCCGGUGCUGGCCCCUCUUCAGCUGGUAGCAGCGCAGAGGACGACGACGACGAGAUGUACUCGGACGCUUUCACCACAGAUGGGGAAAGCGAAUCGUCUAUGGGAGCGGCGAGCGGUAAGAGCUCAAGAAGGAGCAGUCGAUCUGGUCGAUCAAGGAGUGGAAGUGGCGUCAUGAGGAGGCCCGGAAUCUUGGGCAACAACCUCCAGCCUUUGUCUUCGUCUCAAGUCGACCUGCGUCGAGGGAGCGUAGACGAUGCGGCAAGCUCUCCGUCUUCAUCGCUUCACGAUUCAUCUUCUCAGCGGCGUCGUCGCUUCUCGUCCAAUGGACCGGACGCAGCCUUCCUGCGCCAUUCGACUGUAAUGGGACUGCAUACUCCCAGGAGGGACUCAGCAUCAGAGUCGGGCCCUCCCUCACCAAUGAGCAAGCAGCAGCUGUCACAAGGCCUCGACCGAAUCGCUAUUGCUCCUCUGAGUCAGAUCAAGCCACCCAGUGGCAGGCCCUCCAAGAUGGACGUACCACCAGCGGGCGCAGAAUCGGCCACCCCUUCUCAAGACGCUGCUCUGAAGAAGGCUGUUUCUUCGAUUGGCAAAGGAGCCAAGCGAUCUUCGAAGCGGAUGCAUCGCGAGGUCAGCUCAUCCGACCUGCUCAAAAAGGCAGCCGCCGCAGCUGCAGCAUCUAUCGAGCAGUCGUCUGCCUCUGAGUCCGAGCGAGACGAUGCAAGCACGUCGAGCGUUCUCCACAGCGACUCAAGCUCGCCUGUCAGCGGGUCGAUCAGCCCUCGCCCAGCUGCACUUAGGCUGGCUCGUAGGCGCAAGCCUAUCAGCGUCGAGGGCACUCUAUACGAUCGCAGCGGGCCGUUCAGAGAAGGUGCGGUGACCGAUGGACUGAGCGUGCGCCUGUUCAGCACGGAGCAUGUAGGCGAGGAUCAUGGGUUCGACGAUGAAGAGCAUGCGACGAACGGGCAAGAAGGAGAGCCUGAUGCACGCAAAAGCCGCGCGUCGAGACGAACGCAUCGCGAAGAGGACUCCCAACAAGGCGGCACCACCAAUGGCGAGGGCAGUCACUCCAAUGGCAGCACCGAUAGUGACGUCAAGUCGUCUCACAGGGACCUCUCCACUGCUCCACCUCCCCCCGCAACGACAUACCUCAUCACUACCCCCGACAAUCGUGUCUCCUCAGCUGCAAAGCUGCGUCGCUGGGCAAUGGACGGCGCCGGUCGCUUCUAUGCUGCUAUGGAGAUCAAGUCCGUAGAAGCCAAGGUCCGCUCGGCCACCGAGACGACAGCUCCCAGCGGCAGCACAAGCGGUAGUGCAGCCGCCUAUGCGCGGUCACUAGCCAAGAUCCUCCGCCAAACCUACCUUGACGAUAUUCUGAAUGAGGUGCAAAAAGCUGAGACCCUCAACCCGGGCCGCAAUUCUGUUGCCCGCCUCCUGGUGACCAGCGACGGAAAGUACGUUCGCCUCGAGGAGGACUACCCGGAGGAAGCCUUCUUCGUCAUUGCUGGCUGCGAAGAGGAGGAGCUCUACCCGGUCGCCGCGCUCGUCUUCUGCCAGACUCUGCGACACAUUCACCGCUUCCACUCUUCGGGCUGGAUGCACGGCGACAUCAAGCUGGAGAAUUUGAUGUUCGACUCGCAGGGUUCACUCGUGGUGAUAGACUACGAGAACGCAAACCCUUUCCGUAUCCCUGGUGGGGACGGGUGCGUCAGUCUCAUGAGUUUCGACUGGGUGCCGCCUGAAGCGAAGCCGGGGCCCAACGGGAGGAGAGCGGGGCCGAGUGCUGAUCUUUGGGCGCUUGGGGCGAACUUGGUCCGAGCGUUCGCGCUCCGGGAUGGCGUGGAGGACGGGGCUAUCCGAGAGAUGUUGCUCGAGGGCGGACAGGAGGAGUUCCUUCGUUACAGGGACGGGUUGGUUACGAAGGGCGUGGCGGCCAAGAAGGCGAAUCACGAUGGCUCUGCAGGUAAGACGCGAGAUCAAGGAGGUGACGAUAGCCUCGACUGGGAUGAAAGCGCUACUGGUGCCGGGCGAGUCACAGCGGAGGACAUCGACCUCGGGGACCUCCUGGAAGACCCAACGGUCGAUGCCGCCGCCGCCGCCAUGACACCGCAGCAGAGCGAGCAAGGCUUCUCUCACUCCAAUGGCCAUUCUCAGCCCAGCAAGUCAGGUCGCACUUCCUCAAUCUCCCCACGUCGUCUUCUCACCUCAUUCGCCCACUGCGCCCCCCACCUUCUCCGGUAUGUCCUCGCCUCCUGCCUCACCCUGGACCCCACCGCCCGCGGGGUAGACGCCGAGCUGGAGGGGCUUCGUCUUGCCGCGCAGCUAGAGGCUGAAAAUGGGGGAGAGACGAUGCGCAUUGCAAAGGUUGCGGUCGAUACGGCGAUUCGGCUGAGUGGGAGUGAGUGGGUCAGGCCGAAAUUGGACGAGGCGAGGAUCAAUCUGGGGCUGGAGUAGGCUCAGGUGCAGUCGCGCACGGCAGAAUCAGUUCACUGCAAUUGUUAUUCUUGCUGUGCUUUUCAAACAGCUCGCAAUCAUGUUCAAUACAUUGUGCGAGAGUACAACCUCACUCCGGCGUAGACUGGGGCAACGAGGGAGGCGAUGCAGUAAUAGAAGCCCACGUUCAUGCGUUCCGGCGGCUCGGCGAAUAAAUGCAGCCCCUUGCCGUCACCCAGAAACGCCACCAAGCCUCUUUCCCCGGCCUCGCUCCCUGUCCUCUCCUGUGCUACCAA